AUGGUAGCACCCAGGGGAGCACGCACUUUCAUGCGCAACUGGUUUGCCAUCGAGGCAAUUCCUAUCUACGCCGUUAUUGGUUUGGCAGUCGGGGGUGCAGGCUGGUAUUUGACCCGCCUCGCUCGUGGCCCUACGGUCGUUUGGACAAAGAGUAACCCCACUCCCUGGAACGAUGUCAAACAAGAUGAAAACAUCAAGAUGUUGGAUGUUAACUCGAGGUUCGCAAAGAGCUGGUCGAGGGACAAGCUAUAA
This is a messenger RNA of Suillus clintonianus, 252 nucleotides long. RefSeq lists its product as uncharacterized. The coding region runs from base 1 to 252 and encodes 83 amino acids. The record is from RefSeq and is a predicted model, not a curated record. NCBI's taxonomy places the organism in Eukaryota, Fungi, Basidiomycota, Agaricomycetes, Boletales, Suillaceae. The transcript has 5 exons.